This is a messenger RNA of Neogale vison (American mink), 1203 nucleotides long. RefSeq names its product abhydrolase domain containing 1 (gene ABHD1). Gene Ontology annotation, molecular function: monoacylglycerol lipase activity; acetylesterase activity. Lineage: Eukaryota; Metazoa; Chordata; Mammalia; Carnivora; Mustelidae. Gene Ontology annotation, biological process: medium-chain fatty acid catabolic process; medium-chain fatty acid biosynthetic process. The record is from RefSeq and is a predicted model, not a curated record.
AUGCCGAGCUCCUCCCAGGGCCGGCAGAAUGGCCCCUGGCCAGAGCCCUUCUCCCUGCUUUUAGGCCUUGGCGCCACCCUCUGCCUGGGCUACUUGAUCCGUGCCCCAGGCAGCGGAGGGGUGCUGCUCCCCGAGGAUGCGGGCAAACGUUUGGGGAAGGGCGGGGUAGAAGUCAUCCUGAGGGGCCUGCUGGUGACUGGGUUUCUGGCCUUCCUGGAGCAACACUGUCCAGUCACUCUGGAGACUUUCUACCCUACGCUAUGGUGUUUUGAGGGGCGGCUACAAACCAUCUUCCGAGUCCUACUGCGGUCCCAGCCUCCAGUCCCUUACUGGAGUGAAGUCCUCCAAACCCCAGAUAGAGGCCAGGUCCUGAUAGACUGGGUUGGCCUGCGCGGCAGCAGUCAGCACCCGGAUACUACCCAGCCCGUUGUGUUAUUACUUCCCAGCAUCCCGGGCAGUAGCCAGGACUGCUCUAUCUCCCAUAGCCAAGCUCUGAGGGAUGGUUACAGAGCUGUUGUAUUUAGUAACCAGGGCUGCCGUAGGGAAGAACUGCUGACCCGCAGGGUCUUUUCUGCCAGCAACACUGAAGGUCUGGAGACAGUUGUGAACCACAUAAAGCACCGCUACUCCCGAGCUCCACUGCUGGCUGUGGGCAGCUCUCUUGGAGGGGUAUUAGUGCUGAACCACCUAGCCCGAACAGGGCAGGCUUCAGGGCUGGUGGUGGCACUAACUCUGUCUGCAUGCUGGGAUUCCUCUGAGACCACAUGCUCCCUGGAGACUCCACUCAACUCGCUGCUCUUCCAACAGUGCCUCACUGCUCAGCUCUGCCACACUGUGAACUGAAACAGAAAGGUGAUGGAAAAGGCGGUGAAUGUAGACUUCCACAGGCAGGCCUGCACAAUCCGCCAGUUUGAUGAAUGCUACACCACUGUGGCCUUUGGCUAUCAAGACUGUGUUACCUACGACCAAGCAGCUAGCCCAAGAACCAAGGUAGAUGCCAUCCAGAUUGUGCUCUGCCUCAACAGAGCUGACGACCCCUUCUCCACCAUCUGCGCUGUUCCCAUACAGGCUGCCCAACGCUCUCCCACGUCGCACUGCUACGUGACCCGCCUCUUACGUCAGUACGCCAGAGCCGUCUUCCAGCACCCAUCGGACCUGCCCAACCUCGGGGACCUCUUACCUUCCAACAGAGGCAAGAGCUGA